Dovyalis caffra is the source of this 3354-nucleotide messenger RNA. NCBI's taxonomy places the organism in Eukaryota, Viridiplantae, Streptophyta, Magnoliopsida, Malpighiales, Salicaceae. The record is from the annotation of a GenBank genome assembly.
AUGGUAGCUUUGUUGGCUUUGGAUUGGGCUCAGGCGCAGCUCGAUGGCGAUGGAUUUGGGUUUGGUUGGGGCAACUCUAGUUUAUUGAGAUCUAGUAAUAGUGUUGGAAAUGGUAACUCAGAGGAAGAAGUUAGGGUAGCUCUAGAUCAGCUUCCUAGAGACGCCUCUGAUAUUCUCGAUAUCCUCAAAGCUGAGCAAGCUCCUCUCGAUCUUUGGCUCAUCAUCGCCAGAGAGUAUUUCAAACUAGGAAAACUGGAUCAAUUUCGGCAGAUAUUAGAAGAAGGAUCUAGUCAUGAAAUUGAUGAAUAUUAUGCGGAUGUUAGAUAUGAGAGGAUUGCCAUCCUCAAUGCUCUGGGGGCUUAUUAUAGUUAUCUUGGAAAAAUCGAGACAAAACAAAGGGAAAAGGAGGAAUAUUUUAUACAGGCCACCAAACAUUACAAUAAAGCUUCCAGGAUUGACAUGCACGAGCCUUCGACUUGGGUUGGCAAAGGCCAGCUCUUACUGGCCAAGGGCGAAGUAGAACAAGCAUCUGCUGCCUUUAGGAUCGUGCUUGAAGGAGACCGUGAUAAUGUAUCUGCUCUUCUUGGUCAGGCAUGUGUUGAGUACAAUCGUGGACAUUAUAGUGAAUCGUUGACGUUGUAUAAGCGGGCCUUGCAAGUUUAUCCUGAUUGUCCUGGAGCUUUAGAUCCAGAAAAUGUUGAGGCUCUUGUUUCACUAGCAAUUUUGGAUUUGCAAACAAAUGAAGCUGCUGGAAUAAAGAAAGGAAUGGAAAAAAUGCAGAGAGCUUUUGAGAUAUACCCCUAUUGUGCAAUGGCACUGAAUUAUCUAGCAAAUCACUUUUUCUUCACUGGUCAACAUUUUUUAGUUGAGCAACUGACUGAAACUGCACUUGCUGUCACCAAUCAUGGACCAACAAAGUCACACUCUUAUUACAAUUUAGCUCGCUCUUACCAUAGCAAGGGUGAUUAUGAAACAGCUUCAAGAUACUACUGGGCAUCAGUCAAGGAAAUUAAUAAGCCCAGUGAAUUUGUGUUUCCUUAUUAUGGUUUGGGGCAGGUACAAUUGAAACUGGGAGAGAUUAAAAAUGCAUUGUCAAAUUUUGAAAAAGUUUUGGAGGUUUACCCCGAUAAUUGUGAGACGUUAAAGGUUCUUGGGCACAUACAUGUUCAGCUUGGGCAGACUGAAAAGGCUCAGGAAUUUUUGAGAAAGGCUACGAAAAUUGAUCCUCGUGAUGCAGAGGCGUUUCUUGAUCUGGGAGAAUUGUUAAUUUCAACUGACACUGUAGCUGCUCUUGAUGCCUUAAAAACUGCACGCAGUCUUCUUAAAAAGGGAGGUGAAGAAGUGCCAAUAGAAGUACUUAACAAUAUUGCAGUCAUUCAUUUUGAAAGAGAAGAACUUGAGCUUGCGUUGCAAACUUUCAAGGAGGCUCUAGGUGAUGGCAUAUGGCUCACUUUUCUUGAAGGCAAGGCAAAGACAUACGAAAUUGAUGCAACUUCAUCUCUUCUUCAAUACAAGGACAUGCAGAUAUUUCAUCGACUGGAGGAAGAAGGUCUUUCUGUGGGUCUGUCUUGGAAUAAAGUGACAACAUUAUUUAACUUGGCCAGAUUACUUGAGCAGUUGCAUAACACAGAAACUGCAAGCACAUUAUACCGUCUCAUCUUGUUUAAGUAUCCAGACUACAUCGAUGCUUUUCUGAGGCUUGCUGCCAUUGCCAAAGCUCGAAACAAUCUUCAAUUAAGCAUUGAACUGGUAAAUGAGGCUCUGAAGGUGAAUGACAAGUGUGCAAAUGCAUUAUCAAUGCUUGGUGACUUGGAGCUUAAAAAUGAUGACUGGGUAAAGGCUAAAGAAACAUUCCGUGCUGCUAGUGAGGCAACAGAUGGGAAGGAUUCUUAUGCAACUCUCUCUUUGGUGUGUAUCUUGUUUAUUGUGCAUACUGCUUUAGGUUCUCUUAAGAUAUUUGGUGUUCUUCCCACACUCACUUUUUUAGGGAACUGGAAUUACUUUGCUGCAAUACGCAAUGAGAAAAGAAAUCCUAAGUUGGAAGCUACUCAUCUGGAAAAAGCCAAGGAACUGUACACCAGAGUUCUGGUUCAGCAUACAGCUAAUCUAUAUGCUGCCAAUGGCGCUGGAGUAGUCUUGGCAGAAAAAGGACACUUUGAUGUCCAAGAAGCUGCAAGUGGAAGCAUUUUUGUCCAGAUGCCAGAUGUCUGGAUAAAUUUGGCACAUGUAUAUUUUGCUCAAGGAAAUUUUGCAUUAGCUGUUAAGAUGUACCAGAAUUGUUUGCGGAAAUUCUUUUAUAAUACGGAUUCUCAGAUUCUUCUUUAUUUGGCGCGCACUCAUUAUGAAGCUGAACAGUGGCAGGACUGCAAGAGAACUUUAUUGAGAGCCAUCCACUUGUCGCCUUCUAAUUACACCCUGAGGUUUGAUGCAGGUGUUGCAAUGCAAAAAUUCUCAGCAUCUACACUGCAAAAGACAAAGAGGACAGUAGAUGAGGUGCGUUCAACUGUUGAUGAGCUGGAAAAUGCUGUCCGUUUAUUUAGUCAGUUAUCUGCUGCUUCCAACCUUCACUUUCAUGGGUUUGAUGAGAAGAAAAUCAACACCCAUGUUGAGUAUUGCAAGCAUUUACUGGAGGCUGCUAAAGUUCAUCGUGAAGCAGCUGAGCGGGAGGAACAGCAAAACCGACAGCGGCUAGAUCUUGCUCGUCAGAUGGCAUUGGCAGAGGAAGCCCGCCGCAAGGCUGAAGAACAAAGGAAAUUUCAGUUGGAGAGGAGAAAACAGGAAGAUGAGCUAAAACGGGUGCGGCAACAGGAAGAGCAUUUUGAGCGUGUGAAGGAGCAAUGGAAGAGUAGCACAUCUGCUUCUAAGCGGAGGGACAGAUCUGAUAUUGAUGAUGGGGAGGGUGGGCAUAGUGAGAAAAGGAGGAGAAAGGGUGGAAAGAGGAGAAAGAAGGAGAAGAGCUCAAGGUCACGCUAUGAGACGGAAGAAGCUGACAUGAUGGAUGAUCAUGAUGAACCAGAAGAUGAAGAUGCCAAUUUGAAUUAUAGGGAGCCUGGAUAUCAAAUGAAUGAUCAGGAAGACAAUGUGGAAGAGAAUGCGCAGGAUGUUCUUGCAGCAGCUGGGCUGGAAGACUCUGAUGCAGAGGAUGAUGCAUUUGUUGAUGCUAAGGCUGCACCUUCAUCAGCAGGCAGGAGGAGGCGGGCAUGGUCAGAAUCUGAUGAGGAUGAGAUACCAGAGAGGAAAACACAGUCCAGCCUUUUGCAAGAGAAUUCUGCUGAGCUGCAGGAUAGUGAUGGUGAAUUCAGAGAUGAUACUAACAGGCAGCAGGAGAAUGCUGCUGUUGAUGAUGAGGAUUGA